CUAUUAAUCACCCUUCUUCCUCACUUCUCCGUCACCGAGAACCACAAUCAGCCUUCAGGGCUUAAACCACCGGCACCUCUCAACCCAUAUGCGUCUCUACGGCGCCAAAUUCCCAUGCCGACUGCAUCAUCACCGGACCUUCAUCGCCGCCAAGGUCAAAUGGGUCCGCGACCCAUAUCUAGACAAAGCAGUGUCCAAGGAAAAAGACCUUAAACAAGCCAUUUCUGUCAAGAAUGAAAUCCUCACCUCUCCAUCUAAAUCUCUUCCUCUUUCCUCUCUGUCCCUCCUCAAACCCCUCUUAAACCUCCCCACCACAGCCCUGAAGUUAUUCCAAAAAUACCCAACUCUUUUUACCCAGUUCCAGCCCUCUGCUUCCCUGCCUCUCCACGUCAAGCUCACCCCUCAUGCUCUCUCAAUCCACAAGGAAGAACAAGAGAUCCAUAAUUCCUCAACUCAUAGAGAUGAUGCAGUUAAAAGGCUAGCUAAGCUUUUAAUGCUCACCAGGGCAACCAGAUUGCCUUUGCAUAUUAUUGAUAGGCUGAAGUUUGAUCUGGGAUUGCCACAUAAUUAUAUCACUGCCCUUUUAUCAGAUUAUCCUGAAUAUUUUCAGGUUUGUGAGGCUCAAGAUUGUUUUAGUGAUAAAGAAACGCUUCAUCUUGAGCUGGUGUGUUGGAGAGAUGAAUUAGCUGUGUCUGAAAUGGAGAAAAGAGUGGCUCAUGGAGAUGUGGAAAAUGUCAAGAAAGGAGAGCGUAUUGGGUUCUCUUUAAGUUACCCAAAUGGGUUUGAUUUGAAGAAGAAGGUUAAAGAUUGGGUUUUUGAAUGGCAAGGUUUGCCAUAUAUAUCACCAUAUGAAAAUGCCUUUCAUUUAAACCCGAAUGGGGAUCAAGCUGAGAAGUGGGUUGUGGCUGUGCUACAUGAGCUUCUAUGGUUGUUAGUGUCGAAGAAGACAGAGAAGGAGAAUGUGUUAAUUUUGGGAGAUUAUUUCGGGUUUGGUAAUAGGUUUAAGAAUGCUUUGGUGCAUCAUCCUGGAAUGUUUUAUGUUUCUAAUAAGAUUAGGACCCAAACUGUAGUGCUCAGGGAGGCAUAUAGGAAGGAUUUCUUGGUAAUAAAACAUCCAUUGAUGGGUAUGAGGUUUAGGUAUAUUCAUCUUAUGAAUAAAGCUAAUGAAAAGCAAAGAAAAGCAGCUGGUGGAGCUUUAGGUUCUUGGUCAAGAAGGCGGGUGGCCUCAUCCAUCAAUAGAGGGAAAGUAAGAACGAUAAGAGAUAAGAGUUGGAAGGGAGAGGAAGAUAAAUCAAACGGCUCUUCUGAUUCUGAGUUUGAGGAUUUUGACUAUUCAGAGUCUGAAGUUGAGGAUGGCAAUGAUGAGGUAAGGAAAUUGGAUUUGUGAACUGAUAUGAUGAUAAUUGGUGACUUGUGAACAAGGAAGCUAGAGCUUUGGAGUUAUGCUCAAAAGGGCUCAAUUGGAAGAUACAAUCAGUUGGACAAAACUCUUUGAAGAUAAGAAAUUAAGAGAAUAUAGAAGAAGAUUUACCAGAAGAUCCAAUAAAAAAGCACAUAUUGCUAAUUGAAAUAUGCAGUGAAGGGAUCAGGUUCUCUGUUUACAGCUUCUUGGAUGCAUGGAGAUUGGUCUCAUAUGUGGCCCAAUUGUUAAUUGGCUCAGAAACUACGAAGUGGAAAAAGAACUCUCUCUAGUUGUCUCAAACAAAACUCUCUCUGUUUCUCUUCUUUUUUCCCGGGGCAAACCUCAGUCUCCCCUGCCCAGCUUUUCUCCUCUUCCCUAGAGUGCAUGUCCUUCCCUCCUCACUUCUGGGAGAGGCUCUGUAUAUUAUGAUCUUGCAUGCUUAAUGGUGAGUGUUUUUAGAGGUCUUGCCAUGUUUGGAUAAUAACAUUUAGGUAAAGGGCUUUCUUUUAAAGAUGAUGGGUACCUCUUGGGGUCAUGAACCAGGCUUGCAUGACUUUAAUGGUGACCCUCAAAGGUCAAAGUUCUUUGAAGCCAAACCCACCCUCUACUCCACUCCAGUUGCUGCGGUUUUGUUGCUGACAAGUGACACCUCAAGGGAUGCUUCAGUGCUUUUUCCACAGUUGGGGACCUCUUGGGGCUUCAUUCUGGUGGUUUACCUGUAGUAGAGGAGGUCUUCCCACUUUUAUGCUCUGACAUUCUUCACUUGGCAGCUGAUAGCUUCGUGGUCUGGCGAUGCUGCUACAUUGCAAUUCUUGCUUGUGCUGGAUUUCUCUUGGCAUUGGGGUCAAGUUUGACUUGAUUAACCUAGGGUCGUUGAGUUGUGGAGGCUUAGAUUUAGGCUGUGUUCUCUGGGCUUUUACUUUGGGUUCUUUUGCUUGGGGCUUGCUCUUGUUCUGGUUCUUUGUCUGGGCUUCUUUUGCUGGGACUUUCGUUAGGAUUCUUUAUUUUGGGCCAUUAAUGAAAUCUACCAUUAAAUUUCUGAUA
Messenger RNA from Manihot esculenta (cassava), 2446 nucleotides. Its product is annotated as protein WHAT'S THIS FACTOR 9, mitochondrial. The record is from RefSeq and is a predicted model, not a curated record. The coding region runs from base 89 to 1387 and encodes 432 amino acids. NCBI's taxonomy places the organism in Eukaryota, Viridiplantae, Streptophyta, Magnoliopsida, Malpighiales, Euphorbiaceae. Gene Ontology annotation, molecular function: RNA binding. The transcript is spliced from 2 exons.